This is a messenger RNA of Drosophila yakuba, 426 nucleotides long. RefSeq lists its product as uncharacterized. The coding region runs from base 1 to 426 and encodes 141 amino acids. The record is from RefSeq and is a predicted model, not a curated record. Lineage: Eukaryota; Metazoa; Arthropoda; Insecta; Diptera; Drosophilidae. The transcript has a single exon.
AUGCGAGUCGGUGGGAGAAUCGAGCAAUCUACACUCAACUACAACGCCAAGCACCCGAUUCUGAUACCUAAAGAUACACCACUAGCUGGACUGCAUGUCUCCUAUCUGCACACUGGAGUUGAUGAAACGUUCACCAAUCUUCGUCAGCAGUACUGGAUUCUGGGAGCCCGCAAUCUCGUCAGAAAGGCAGUCUUCCAAUGCAAAUCCUGUUUUCUUCAACGAAAGGGCACAAGCAACCAGAUCAUGGGAGAGCUACCAAUUCCUCGAGUUCAAGCUAGCCGCUGCUUUCAACAGGGCUGGACUACGCUGGACCGAUCGCAAUCAAGGAAUCAAAAGGAAGAACUCCACGCAUCGGAAAGGCAUGGUUUUCUAUUUUCGUGUGCCUCACUACAAAGGCACUUCACAUCGAGGUUGUUAGUGAGCUAA